AUGAUAAAGUGUCCAUGUCCUAAAUGCGGGUUUCAAUAUAUGCAAACAAGAGAGGAUGCAUACGACCAUCUGUUGUUACGACCAUUUCCCCCUGGAUAUACUAUUUGGGUGCGUCAUGGUGAGCAGCCGGUUGACGAGAGGCCUGGAUUGGGACGAGAAGAUGAAAAUUUGAUAUCCCAAGUGAAUCAAAUGCACCAGAUGGUCAACGAUGCAUUCAAUUUCAUGAUACAAAAUGGGAGUGAGGACAUCACAACAAUCGAGCAUGCAGAAGAUGAUGAAGAUGUAUUACCGAGCUUGUAUGAAGGUCCAAGUCGCGCGGCGCGGGAUUUUAACGAUCUACUGUCAGAUGGAGAGCAGGAGUUAUAUCCCGGAUGCUCAAAGUACUCCAAAUUAUCAUUUUUAGUGAAGCUUUAUCAUAUCAAGUGUAUGUGCGGUGUGAGUGACAAGGCAAUAACAAUGAUUCUUGACUUACUGCGCGACGCAUUCGAACAAGCAAAACUCCCAAAGACAGUGUAUGAAGCUAGGAAGACAAUAAGAAAGCUGGGUAUUGAAUACACCAAGAUAGAUGCUUGUCCAAAUGACUGUAUGCUGUACCGAGGUGAUGAUGAGAAUCUGACUAGGUGCAAGAAAUGUGGAUGUUCAAGAUGGAAGCAGAAGACUAAAAAAGGCUCUAUUAUUAGGUUCAAUGUACCAGUAAAGAGAAAAGGAAAACCUAUAGCAGCCAAGAGUCUUCGUUACUUUCCCCUCAUACCACGACUGCAGCGGUUAUUCAUGUGCAGCAAGACAUCGAGUGAUAUGUUAUGGCAUAAACAGGCGCCUAAUAACGAUGGUUUCCUUAGGCAUCCAAGGGACGCUGAAGCAUGGAAAAAGUUUGAUGCAAAAUAUACUAAUUUUUCCGCGGAUCCGCGCAAUGUUCGCCUAGCCUUGGCGAGCGAUGGAUUUAAUCCCUUUGGGAAUAUGAGCACAAAGUACUCCAUCUGGCCUGUGAUUCUUAUUCCGUAUAAUCUACCACCCUGGGUUUGCAUGAAGCAGACAUCUUUGAUUCUAUCCACGCUUAUUCCCGGGCCGAAAAUGCCAGGUAACGACAUAGAUGUUUAUUUGCAGCCUUUGAUAGAUGAGUUGAAGCAAUUAUGGGAUGGGGUUGAAACCUAUGAUGCCAAAGAGGGAAACACUUUCAAGAUGUGUGCGGCACUGAUGUGGACUAUUAGCGACUUUCCAGGAUUGGGGAACCUAUCUGGCUGGAAUACGCACAGUGGGUUAGCCUGUCCUACGUGUAACUUGGAUGCUAAGCCACAGCGGCUGAAAGACAGUCAGAAAUGGUGUUUCAUGGGCCAUCGACGCUUUUUAAAUCAGGGACACAAAUACAGACUAGACCGGAAUAGAUUUGACGGGCAGGUUGAAGGUAGAGAUCCACCAACGAAGUUAUCCGGAACAGAUAUCUUGAGGCAACAGUCUAAUGUGCACGUUUCAUUUGGGAAGAGUUCAAGCGUGACAUCCAAAAAAAGACGCAAUGGUCAGGACGCGGAUGAAGAUGACUCGCAUUGGAAGAAGAAGAGUAUUUUCUUUGACCUCCCGUACUGGGAGGACCAGAUGUUGCGUCAUAACCUCGAUGUAAUGCAUAUAGAAAAAAACGUGUGUGACAACGUGGUCUUCACUAUCUUAAACGAUAGCGGCAAAUCAAAAGACAAUCUUAAAGCUCGCAGGGAUUUACAAUGCAUGGGUAUAAGGCCAGAAUUAUGGCCGGGGGAAGGUGGUAAGUAUACUUCUGCAAUAUUUGCGAUGUCAAAUUCACAGAGGGAUGUAUUCUUGAAGACUUUGCAGAAUGUGGUCUUUCCAGAUGGUUACUCUAGCAAUGUUGCUCGAUUGAUAAAAAAUGAGGACUUUUCGUCAUUCUCUGCAAACACAACAAUUGCUAUAGAGCUUCUGUUUAAGAAAAUUGCCUUAACUACUAACAAGGGUGAUAUCGUACCUGAAUAUUCCGGAGAAAUAGUUCCUGACAGUCUAGACGGAGAAGAGUCUGAUUCAGAAGACAUUUUAGAUGAUGUAUCCUCUGUCGCAGUUGAUAGAUCCAUGCAGUUUGAUCUGAAUAAGGUUCCGGAUGAAGAGGAUGCAACUUUGGAAGACCAACAAGAUAAACAAGAUGAUAUACAUGUUAAGAAAAGGUGCUUUGAUCUGAAUAAGAUGCCAUGGUAUGGAGAUGAAAUAUCAGAUCCUCUGAAACGUGAAGCCGCAAGAUUCAUAACAGAGUUUUUUUCGCCAGGUCAAUAUGAUGUUGGAGAGAAAUUUUGA
Arachis ipaensis is the source of this 2289-nucleotide messenger RNA. NCBI's taxonomy places the organism in Eukaryota, Viridiplantae, Streptophyta, Magnoliopsida, Fabales, Fabaceae. The record is from RefSeq and is a predicted model, not a curated record.